Molecule: messenger RNA, 687 nt
Organism: Toxorhynchites rutilus septentrionalis
Lineage: Eukaryota; Metazoa; Arthropoda; Insecta; Diptera; Culicidae
Gene: mRpS34
Exons: 2
Coding region: 103-651 (182 amino acids)
Biological process (GO): mitochondrial translation
Cellular component (GO): mitochondrial small ribosomal subunit; mitochondrion
Molecular function (GO): structural constituent of ribosome
Source: RefSeq, a predicted model, not a curated record
UCAAAACAUUUCACAUCUGGGAUUUACAUAACAGCGACGAAUACGCGUUGUAUGCGCUCUAAGUUAUUGCUUCCAUCCAAAAUACUUAUAACUUGAUACCCAAUGUCGUCUAUCAAAUAUAUCGGUCGCACUACAGAUUUCAAAGGUAAAACGCUAUGGGAAAUAGUCGGUAACUUGAAGAACUUCGGCGUUGGUAGAGUUGUCGUCAGAAGUAUGUUUGAGCGGUAUCCGGAACCAAGUUUUAUGCGAAUUGUAAAGGUUGAAGCGCUGCCCAAUGAAGAAACCCGCAAAGUGAAAAUUACAGUGGAAAAAACCUUUCGGGGAAGAAAAUUUCCAAAAUUAGUUGAAAUCAACAGUGUGUCCUACAAGGCCGACUAUCGUUUGCUGCAUAAACAUGAAGAACAGGGGUAUUGUCGAACUUUGGAACAGGAGGAAAAGAUAAUUCCACGGGAAAUUGAUAUGCCACCACUGUUACGGGAUUUUAUUGCAAAGGAAACUGGCAAGAGCAAUCCGAAACUCGAGAUUAGAAUCAAACCAGGUCACAACAAUGUCUAUCGAUUAGCGAAAGAAGGUGAAUCGCCUAAUGUAGAACUUUCCAUGGGUAUAGGUAAACCUGCAAGUCCUAGUUUAUAUGCGAAUUGUGACAUUUAAAUACGGGAUUUAAUAAACGUGUUAAUUUAGUUCAAA